This is a messenger RNA of Archocentrus centrarchus (flier cichlid), 1982 nucleotides long. RefSeq names its product DNA-directed RNA polymerase III subunit RPC4. Gene Ontology annotation, biological process: tRNA transcription by RNA polymerase III. The record is from RefSeq and is a predicted model, not a curated record. Gene Ontology annotation, cellular component: RNA polymerase III complex. NCBI's taxonomy places the organism in Eukaryota, Metazoa, Chordata, Actinopteri, Cichliformes, Cichlidae. Gene Ontology annotation, molecular function: DNA binding. Bases 595 to 1782 code for a protein of 395 amino acids. The transcript has 8 exons.
UCCGACUGCGGAAGGAAAUUAGAGCCUAUUAAACGGACCAAAACAGCAGGCGGGAGAAGGAAACUGUUCUCAGAAUAAUUUCAGCGGUUUAAUGCUUUAAGUUUUUGUGCUUUUUUUUCUACAACCGCCGGCAGGACACUCCACGGGGUUACGACUGAGAAGAUGCCUUAAAGCAAAAUGUCAUUUGUACGCAGCUUUCAGGAAGAAAACUGUUUCUGCACCGGGACCGAGUAGCAGCUGCGGACUCUGGGCUUUGUCUGGGGGGGAAAUGUGAUUCGUGAGUGCAGUUUAGCUUCUGUCGCAGUGUGGUUUGAUAUGGUGAGUGAGAACAAAAUGGAGGGUCAUAAGCUGCUGUUGUGCUGUGGGUAAGGUCUAGUGCUCAGCUUAGCAUGAACUGCAGGAUCGUUUCUGCCGCACAGAGGAGCGAAAAGAGCGCAGUGACAGAAGCACGGAGUCGCUGAUCAGUCCCCUAAGAGAUACGGGAUUUUAGCGACCAUAAUUCUGUUGUAAACAGAGUUCUGUUAUGAGAAAAAGCUGAAGGACAGGCAUUAAAAAGAUCAAAUACUGAAAGUACAUACGAGCGGGUAUUACAAAAUGACCGACUCAGGGGAUGCAGCAAGUGUUCCCGGCUUCUCCGGCCCGAGCAGCGGGGCUGGGCUGGGCAGAGGGCUCGCAGGCCGGGUCAGGACUCUGACCUCCCCGACUCCGCCCGGAAGACUGACUUCCCUCCGGACCAGGGACCUGACACUGGGGGGAGGCUUCAAAAAGACAAAGAAAACCUUUGAGCCUAAUGUCCACGCUGUCAGGAAGAGUAAAGAUGAGUUAAAGGAAGAGGUCCACAUGGCUCCAAAAAAAGAGAGAAGAGACAGGAAUGAGAGGCGGAGAGAGAACAGAGGGAGGAGGAAAGAGAGGCCUCAGACCAUCCAGUCCCACUCCAUCUUUGAACAGGGUCCUGCCGACAGCGUGCGCAAAACAGGCUGGCAUGGUGCUACAGACAUGCAGGACUCUGCCACCUCUCCUGUCUGCAAACUGCUGAGGAAAGAGACGAAUCAGGAAGAUGAAGAUGAGAUUCUCAGUAAACUACAGAGAGAUGAUUUCAUAGAUGAUCCAGGUCUGAGGAAUGAUGCGAAGCUGAAGCCCAUCCAGCUACCUCUGUGUCAGUCCAGCAGCUUCACCAUGAGUCACACUCUGACUUCCACAACAUGUCCAGAGAACCCCUCACCAUUCAGACCUCAGUCCUGUGGAGCUCAAGACAGAGCAGGGAGCAGCAGGACUGAGCCACCCAAACCAGAACAGCCGUCACUGGUAGAACUGCUGCGGGAUCUCAGCCUGUCCGGCAGAGAGGAGCUCUUCUUCAUGCAGCUACCUGACUGCAUGCCAUGCAGAGCAUCUGGACUGAAGGUCAACCCAGCUCCUGGGCCUACAGCAGAGACACCUGCAAAGAAGGAAGAAAAGCCUGAAGAAAAGAGGACCUCACAUUUUCAAGCACAAAAUUCUGUGAAAGAGGGCUGUCCUGUGCUCUCACAAUUCCCUGAAGGAUUUUUGGGUAAACUGCAGAUCAGGAAGUCAGGAAAGGUGGAGUUGAAGCUGGGUGACAUCAUCAUGGAUGUCUCAGAGGGAGCAGCAUUCUCCUUCCUGCAGCAACUGGUGUCUGUGCGUCUGUGUGAUGGGCGGACUGGCGAUAUGAUGGUGUUGGGGAACGUCCACCAUAAAUUGGUCUUAUCUCCAGACUUCCAGGCUUUACUGAGCCAAGCUGCAUCACAGCAGCCACAGGGCCCCUGAGGGCCUCCCCGCAGAGACCCAGCAAACGUGAACAGUACCCUCUAUAGGAAUAAAAACUGAUCGCACUAGACUAAACAUGUUGAAAGUGACUGUAAUACGACUGAGGGUUUUAAGGCAGCUGUGAAAGUCACCAUCAAGGUAACACAUUUUAUAUUUUUGUUCUCUAAAAGUUUUGAAAUAAAUAUUUUUAAAAAUCAAAA